Saccoglossus kowalevskii is the source of this 1098-nucleotide messenger RNA. RefSeq names its product E3 ubiquitin-protein ligase TRIM71-like. NCBI's taxonomy places the organism in Eukaryota, Metazoa, Hemichordata, Enteropneusta, Harrimaniidae. The record is from RefSeq and is a predicted model, not a curated record.
AUGUUCAGUACAAAACAGUCAGUGUGUGUAUCUCAAUGUACUUUUGGUAAAAGUGUUGAAUAUCUAGCCAAAGGUCAAUCAGUUGACUUACCCAUUUUCACCAAAGACUGUAUGGGCAGACAUAUAGUUAGUGAACAUGAAGUGAAAGCAAUCCACAUUAAGCCAGAUGGAUCACAAAAGCAGAUGGAAGUGACUGAUAAUGAUGAUGGCACCUACUAUGUUACCCUGCUUGGUGACAUACAAGGAAAGCAUGAAAUUAGAGUAAUGAUUGGAGAUGCACCCAUCCCAGGACAACCAUUCACGGUUGAGGUCGUCAAAGGCUUAGUCAGAACCAUAGGCCAGAAAGGAGAUGGCGAAUCGCAGUUCAAUAGCAUAUGUGGCAUUGCAAUAAAUAAAAAUGGCGACAUUGUAGCUGCUGACAAAGACAAUAACAGACUGCAGAUCAUUGACAUUACUGGAAAAUGUAAAAAAAUAAUAUUAUUGGAAAGACAUUUUAAGCCAAUUGAUGUGGCUGUUUUGAACGACAACACAUAUAUGGUUAUUGGCGAUAGACGCAGUUCUGGUAUAGUUGUGGUAAAUCAGAAUAAAAACACUGUUUCAUUCUUUGGUAAGAAUGAAUUAGAACAAGCAAAAAGCAUUACCAUAUGCCCUGUUACUGGUUUAGUGUAUGUUUUAAACAAAAACAUAAAUGUAUUUGUGAAGGUAUUUACACAAGAAUGUGAAUUUGUGAAAUCAAUGAAGCUAAAACGAUCCACCCCUAGUUGCAUUAGACUUGACAGUAGAGGUCUGCUUUACGUGUGUGUAGCACGUGAUGUGGAAGUGUAUGACAGAGACGGAGUGUUUUUAUACACCAUUUCAUAUUCCUCAAAGCCAGUGCAGUUGAACUAUCCAAAGUGUUUAGCUUUUGACAAGUAUGGCUAUCUUUAUAUCGCCAGUGAACAAGAGGUACGAAAAUACGGCUGUAAAGGAAGAUUUGUUUACCUUGUGCAUACACAUGCCAAUGAAAUGAAUGAGCCGACGGGCAUUGCAGUUUUGCAUGAUUUAACAGUAGUGGCCGCUUAUAAUAAGAAUAAUUGCAUAAAAUUAUUCGUUGAGUAA